AUGGCUCGUUUCCGUGCAUUCUCCAGUGACGACGACUCCAGCAGCGACGAUGAACCUACGACAGUCCCAAUAAUUGAGCCCUCGGCCGUCCAUUCCGAUGACGACAUGGAUGAUGAGGAAGAAGAAGAAGAAGAGCAAGAGGAUGAGGACGAAGAUGAUGACGAUGACGCUGAAUCGACGAGCUCUAGCUCUUCGGAGAUGCGAGAGGAGGACCUCAUUGCGCCACGGCGACGGAAGGAGGCGCUAGUUGAAGAUGAGGAUGGCGAAUACCAAGAAGUCAGAGAUGACCGCCCGCCACUACCACCGGCAUCGUCAAGAUUAGGCUUCGACGCGCAACGGAUGCACGUUAUGCAAACAUCUUUUUUCCGGAUGCCAGAAGAAGCAGAAAAUAUUCGUGCAAUGAUGCAGGACGUGCCACAGCCGACACUACGCGUACAAAACACCCUGAACAGGAAACAUAGCCGUGAUUCAGAUGGUGACGGGCUAAGGUUCGAGUCUAGAGAGCGCACCUCUUUUGCGCACAACAUAGAACCACCCGCUUAUCGUCCAUCACGAAAAUAUGCAAGAGUCGAGAGUUCAGUGUCUGUCUUUGGUGGCCAUGAAGACGCAUCAGUAGACGCAGGACUAGCAUUUGGGCGCUCGUUUCGGGUGGGCUGGGGUCCUGGUGGCACAUUGGUUCAUCUAGGCAGCCUCACCGCACCGGCUUCUACGGCAAAAUCUCCUUUGAAUUCCUCCAUAAUACAUAAAACUCGAGUUCCCUUGUUUUCCAAACCUGCUUCUCCGCACUCCCUAUCUUCCCAAGACCUUACCACCAAGCUCUUGCAGCAUCAUCUGUCUCAUUCACCUAUAACCCCAGAUGAUGCUGGCAUACCCUUUGCUGACCCUACAUCCCCGAAUCUACAUUUCGCCUCAUUUGCGUCUCUUUUUCCCACGACAGACCAUUCCUACGAGGCUACGCUUUUCCGGCUAGGCCAAGCUCUCUUUGAUCCCCUAGACCUACGCCUUGGCCCUGAUAUUACCGUCGAUGUCAAAAACUGUGUUUCGGGGCUGGCACGGAAAACUGCGCUAACUACAUGGCUGGAGCACACUGUAGCACCUACAGUCGAUGCUGCACUACGCGUUCCUGGAACAAGUGCUACCGCACGUGUGUGGACACUCUUGACGGGAAACCAAGUCGAAAAAGCGUGCGAGGCGGCAAUGGACGCUGGUUAUGUCAAGCUUGCGACCCUCAUAUCGCAGGCUGGCGGAGAGUUUGACUUCCGCGAGGAUGUGAAAGAGCAGAUAGAGCUGUGGCGGAACGAGCACGUUGAUGUACAUAUCGACGAAUAUGUCAAGCGAGUGUAUGGUUUGCUCGCCGGGUUAGCAGAUACGAAGGAUUUGGACUGGAAACGCGUCUUUGGGAUGCAUCUGUGGUUCAACGAACCGAUCGAUGCACCCAUUGGGGAGCUAUUCCGGGCGUUUGAGCGUUCUGUUGCAUCUCUGUCAGCGACCAAGGAUGGCCGUCCCGAUGGGCUAUUCUCGAUCCUGAGACUAUUCGCAGACCCAGCAUGUUCAUUGACGCGGGUAUUGGAUCCAGCGUCAUUUGGGUCUUCGCGGAUCGAUUACACGCUGCCCUGGCAUUUGUAUAUCAUCUUGUCACGGUGUAUGCGUGUGCGAGAUUUUUCAGAUCGUGGCGAUCCCGGUGGUCACCACCGAAAUGACGAAGAUAUGGAGAGCGAGGAGGAGAACCAUAUAGAUGGACACAGUCCUACAGCCGAUCUAAUGACGAGCAUGUAUGCGGGUCAGCUCGAGCAGCUGGGGCUUGUACAGGAAGCGGCGUUUGUUUUAUUGUACAUCGAAGGGUCUGUCGGCCGGGAAAAGGCCAUCAAAGACCUAUUGGCACGGUCCGCUCACUUACUAGAUGACUGGAUGAUCCGUGGCUUGGUGGGGAGUUUGAAACUGCCCAUGGCCUGGGUACAGGAAGCGCAGGCAAUUUACGCCCUCUAUCAAAACUCGCCCUUCGAGGCCUUUGAACUAUAUCUUUCAGCUAGGCUGUACAACCCAGCACACGACAUUGCUGUGGCGGAGCUUGCCCCCGAGGCUGUUUUGCGGAAAGACUUGGAGCUUCUCAAGACCAUAUUUGGGCGGUUCCGGGGCCAUGCCGUCGAUGGCUGGAGUAUUAGGGGAAAGCUAUUUGUCGACUAUGCAAACGUGCUUACACGAUUACCUGAGCUGUAUGACGAUGAAAACACGAGCGCGGAGAAAAUGGAGGAGAUCGAGACAUUGACGCGUACAGGAGCGAGGCUAGUUGGCCUUCUACCGGAUGUGAUGGACGGACGGAACAAGGAGGCAUUGUCAAUAAUGCUGGAUGCACUGGUGAAGAUGGUGGAUAGGGAGAAACCAGGUGCACUGACUCAGCUCCACCAUAUCGAUGGGACGACACGGAUCCAGCAUAUACGCGCAACGGGUGUGAAAAGGUUUUUGAAGAGUAUACAAGUUAAUUAG
Messenger RNA from Desarmillaria tabescens, 2484 nucleotides. Its product is annotated as nuclear protein 96-domain-containing protein. The record is from RefSeq and is a predicted model, not a curated record. NCBI's taxonomy places the organism in Eukaryota, Fungi, Basidiomycota, Agaricomycetes, Agaricales, Physalacriaceae. The coding region runs from base 1 to 2484 and encodes 827 amino acids. The transcript has 6 exons.